Molecule: messenger RNA, 540 nt
Organism: Cladocopium goreaui
Lineage: Eukaryota; Dinophyceae; Suessiales; Symbiodiniaceae
Source: the annotation of a GenBank genome assembly
AUGAAGUUUACAGUUUCUGAGGGCCGACUCUUGGUGAAAUUACCCGGACCCUCUGCGUUUAAGGUCUACUGGGAGGUGCACAAGGGCGGUGUGACAAGAAAAUCCGGAGCACCAAAUCCCAAUGCCACGAAGGUGAAGCUUCCAUUCGCUCUGGACACCUACCGAGUCUAUUUCCCUGGCACGUACAUCCUCGACCACCUAGGGAACUUGAAAUGUGCACGAGAGCUGUUGAUUGUUUGUGGCAUUUGCUUCGAUCAUUCCUUUGACAAGGAGAGUGAUGCUGCAGAGCAGGGCGAUGGAGUUCCUCAAGGCUGCAAGGACGUUCGGGCCAAGUCUCAGAAUUUCCUGGCACCGUCAGAGAUGCCUGAGGAAUCCUCCAAGAAGGCGGAAGCAUCCGAGACCAUGGCGGCCGACGCGCCGAAAUGGGCCCCUGCUCCUGAUAAAUCUGAGGUGGAGGCGGCGAAGCCAGAGGCAUUCGACAUCAGCAGCGAUUCGGAUGAGUCCGAGGUGCUCAACGGACAGGCCUAUUCGAAGAUAUAA